AAAUGAUCCUUUAUAAAGAGAAUUAACUGCCUGUUGCUUCUGAACUAAAGUCUGUCAGAGGAGAAAAAGAAGAAAACAUUUCUGUUAAAAGUCGAAGUUGUUAGUGUUUGUCAGGAUGACGUGGGUCAGAGUUUCUCUUCUCUUGCUGUUUCUUCUUGUCUCUGUUACGCUCUCAACCCAAAGCUCCACCCCAAAGUCAGAUGAGUUUCUGGGACCAGUCAAGUGUUUUGAGAAGAAGUUGACUCGUGAGUCAUGUGACCUGGUAUUUUGUCCUCCAUGGCAGCGCUGCAUAAACGGGCGCUGCACCUGUAAACCUCCCUACCUGUGUCCUGCUGAGGGCAUGACCCCAGUUUGUGCACGCGACAACAAACAGCUUCGCUCCUUUUGCCAGGCGAUGGCAGCCUCCUGUCAGAGCAAGAAACCCUUCAUGUCCCACUUUGGAACAACCUGCACAGCCGAUCAGCCAAAGUUCAGAAGUUCGAUAGACCAGGGUACAGAGCUGGUUCGGCUCUUUGUUCCUGGUACUGGAGGAGGUGGGGAGGAGGUGCUGGUGUGUCAGGAGCUGUGGGACAUGGCUGCUGCCAACGUGGCCUGCAAGGAGGACGGACACCCACUGGUAGCCUCGUCCACCGGGACCGUGUCGUACAUUUCCCUGAAAAGCUUCGACGAUCAGCUUCCGGGCAAAUGUGUGAGUGUGCGUUGCCAAGGUUACGAGAACUCUUUGGCAGAAUGCGUGAUCUACGACAAGGUCAACAUCAACAACAGGGAGGUCGCUACAGCAACCUGCGUACAGCCAACAAACAAUGAGUGCGACUUCAAGUGUGUGAAUGGGAAGUGCGUGUCUCUCAGUCAGACGUGUGACGGCGUUGACGACUGUGGCGACCGAAGCGACGAGAUGUGCUGCAAGAAUUGCAGAAACGGAGCUUUCCGCUGCAGCACAGGUGUGUGUUUGCGUAGAGAAGCAGUUGGUGACGGACAGAUCGACUGUCUGGACGGAGAGGACGAAUCAAAGGAACACACAACGACAGAGACGUCGCCUCCUCCUCUCAGGAAUACAGAGUACACCUCUCCAAAAAACGAAACGAAAGUCACCAGAGUACAUCUGGAGUCCAAGCUGAGCUGUGGUGUUGCUCAAACAACAAGAACGAAUCAUGAUGUUGAAGAGUACCAAGGAAGAGCCAGGCACAGGAGAAUGUUGGGAGGACAGCCAACAACACCGACUCAGAUCCAGUGGCAGGUUGCAUUAGAGAUGAACAGCCAGUUUCAAUGUGGAGGAGCUUAUAUCGGAGGCUGCUGGGUCGUCACUGCUGCUCACUGCAUCGGACCCAACCCAUCUCUGUCAUUAAGAAACACUGGAGCUUCUGGUCAAAACAGUGAAACCAACAGAAAGCCUCAUCCUAGUGCAUUUAAGGCAAAGUUUUCUCUUUGGAAGAGGAUCAGAGUUCAGCCCUCCACAGAUCUUGUUCCUGUUAAGGACAUCCACGUCCACCCUGAGUACAACCCCAUCACCCGUGAGAAUGACAUCGCUCUGGUGAAGCUGGAGAAACUUCCAUUUAGUGAAGAGUGUUUGAUGGAAAACCCUGCAGUCACCCCCGUCUGCGUUCCCUGGACCACCCAGCUCUUCCAUCCCAACCACACCUGCACCAUCUCUGGAUGGGGACAGACCUCAGGUGGCAGGCUGUCUCUGGUCUUACAGUGGGCCAGGGUCCCCCUUGUUGAAGACUGUGAGAGGUUCUACAAUGACAGUUUUAAACCUGGCAUGAUCUGUGCAGGUAAUCUGGACGGCAGUGUGGACGCCUGUCAGGGGGAUAAUGGAGGUCCUCUGGUGUGUGAGGAUGAAUUAGGUGUUUCUUACCUGUGGGGCAUCGUCAGCUGGAGGCAGGGGUGUGUCCCAUCGAGAUCUCCUGGAAUUUAUACGCAGGUUGCUCAUUACUUUGAGUGGAUCAGACUUCAUACAGGCUGGCCUACUGUGACCAGGUUCAACUCGUAAUAACGCUCACACAAUCAGCAACAUUCAUUCAUACUUUAUCAUGGUUACAGACAAAUACUGACACAAUGUAAACACUUUAUUAUUCUUUGUUGCUACAGAAAGUAAAUAAACAAUAUUUCAACCAUUA
Molecule: messenger RNA, 2117 nt
Organism: Lates calcarifer (barramundi perch)
Lineage: Eukaryota; Metazoa; Chordata; Actinopteri; Centropomidae
Product: complement factor I-like
Biological process (GO): proteolysis
Cellular component (GO): membrane
Molecular function (GO): serine-type endopeptidase activity; protein binding
Source: RefSeq, a predicted model, not a curated record